AUGUGUGCAAUUUUGCGUGUGAUCCAUCCGAUCGGUUGGGAUUCGUUCGGAUUGCCGGCCGAAAAUGCGGCGAGAAAUCAGGGUGUCGAUCCGGGCGACUGGACGCGGCGGAAUAUCGAAGCGAUGAGGGAGCAACUCAAAAAAACGAGAAUCCUGUUCGAUUGGAAUCGCGAGAUUUCGACGUGUGAACCCGAAUUCUUCAAAUGGACCCAAUGGAUUUUUUGUCGAUUAUUCGAGAAGGGCUUGGUGAAACGAUGUACCGCCGAGGUGAAUUGGGACCCGGUAGAUCAAACCGUUCUCGCCGCCGAACAAAUCGACAGCGAGGGACGCAGUUGGCGAAGUGGGGCGAGAGCCGAGAAGAAGAAGCUGAGGCAGUGGAUGGUGGAGACGCCGAAGUACGCCAAGCGAUUGCAGCAGGGUCUCGCGGCGAUGUCGACGCAAUGGGGCGAAGUUGCCGACAUCCAAUCGAAUUGGAUUGGCAAAUGCGACGCGUUUCGAUUCAUCUUGCCGGUUCGGAAAUGCGACGGCGAUCGCUCGUUGAUCGAUGAGACGCUGGAUUUGAGGAUUCUCAACAUUUUCGACAUUGCCAAUUCGAAUUUCGUCGUUCUGCGCAAAAACCAUCCGCUGGCCGACAAGAGCGCACGCGAGUUUCCGUACAAACUCGACUACGAGGUUUUGAACGGUGUGACGGGCCGCUAUAUGGAUGUGAUCGUCGUCGAUGAUUCGUACGAUUCCGACGCGGUGUUCAAUCUCGACGCGAGACUCGGCGACGCGCGAUCGGAUGCGCCUUUAAUGUCGCAAUUCGGCAUCGAGGUCUCGAAGCGAAAACUCGAUUUGAAUCGAAACGACAUCACCGAAAUCGCGGCGUUCGGCGGCUACGGUGGCUACGAGACGUCGCGCCAUCUGACCGAUUGGGUGGUGAGCCGACAACGCGGCUGGGGCACGCCGAUACCGAUGGUACUGCAGAUCGAUGGUCCCGACGCGAUUGCGGUGCGCGACGACGAGUUGCCGGUGAUGUCGACGAUGCGAGGCAAAACCGUCGAAUGCGCGGCACUCGGCGGAAUCGGAAUCAUCGACAACGACACGCUCGACACGUUUUUCGACUCGUCCUGGUAUUAUUUGCGGUAUUUGGACAAAUUCAACGAGACAUCGAUAAUUUCGCGAGAAAACGCCCGAAAAAUGCCGGUCGACGUUUAUGUUGGCGGAAUUGAGCACGCGGCGGUUCACAUGUUUUUCGCGCGAUUCGUCGCCUAUUUCCUUCACGACAUCGGCGUUUUGCCGAUCGUCGAACCAUUCACCGACGUGAUUCCGCAGGGAAUCGUGCGCGGCCGAACGUUUGUCGAGAACUCGAGCGGACGAUACGUGUCGCCGGAUGAAAUUGUGCGAAAUGGUGAGUCUUUUUGCAACGAAUGGGUUUUGAAAACCGACAAUUCGUCAAAAAUCGAUGCGGUCUUCGAGAAAAUGAGCAAAUCGAAGAAUAAUGGCGUCGAUUUGGCGGCGAUUCUGGACGUCGAUGGUGUCGACAUGACGAGAAUGCGAUUGUUGGAAUCGGCGGCACCGCGAGCGCCGAUCAAUUGGGGUGAAACCGACAUGAAAGGAACGAAAAAAUGGCUGGAUCGAAUCGGCUCGAUUGUGCAGAACGUGCGAAAAGUGACGAAUUGCUCAAAAAUCGAUGACGGCAAAGAGAUGCUCAUUCGCGAAUCGUACAAUUUCUUCGUUCGAAACGUCGGAAUGUGUUUGGAGGUGCUCCAUUUGCACAACACGGCGAUCAUGAGGCUCCAGGGAUUCACGAAUGUGAUUCGAAAAAUCCCACCGGAAUAUUUGGCCGGCAGUCCGGAAGGCAUGAGAGCCCUCAAAUCGCUUAUUAUCAUGCUUCAAGUCUUCACGCCGCACGUCGCCGCCGAAUUAUGGGACCAUCUCGACGGAUCGCAAUCAACAAUAAUGGCCCAAAAGUGGCCGCAAGUCGAUGAGGACGCCGAAAUCGACUUCCUCCUCAUGAUCGAUGGCGUCAGUUGCGGUCGUCCAACCGUCGAUCGUCGCAAAAUCGAGAAUCUGAAUUUCGACGAGCUCCAGGAGCGCUCGCGUCGCGUCGAACACUCGCAAUUCCGCGCAAUGCUCGACAUGUCGCGUGUGGCGCUGAAAUUCAACGAGGUCUCGCGACGCGCCGGAUUCCACGUCACACUUCACGCGGAGACGACGAGCGGCUCACGCGACGAAAAUCGCAAAAUUAUCGGAACGAUUUUGGAUCGAAUUCAGGCGGAGAAGCGCGAAAAGACGUCGUCGUCGUCGUCAAGAAAACGAAAAUCCAAAUAA
Molecule: messenger RNA, 2313 nt
Organism: Caenorhabditis bovis
Lineage: Eukaryota; Metazoa; Nematoda; Chromadorea; Rhabditida; Rhabditidae
Source: the annotation of a GenBank genome assembly